GGCGGAAAUUGAAGAAGCAGCUUAGCAAUGGCAGCGACCUUGUGCAGGGCAUGCUGUUCAUAACUGUUUAACUAGUUGCCCACCUUAACAUGCUCGUAUACCGGAAACACGGAGUGGAGGUUUUGUGUUUAUAGGGUCCUUUUCCACCUUAACGUCAUGUUUUCCUUCAUCAAGGCAGCUGUGGGCGGAUUGACCGGCAUCUGUCGAGCCAAGGGUCCUCAACAAGGUCUUCUACACAGCCACUUGAAAGUCCUAGCUGCUGGCUUGAAGACGCAUGAAACCCCUCCAGACUACAGUGAUGUGGUAUUGCCAGAGAAACCCAAACUGAAGUUUAUGAACAAGGUGCCUAACUUUAAGAAAGCAAAGAAAGAGAUGAAGAAGCUACGGGAUAUCACAGGUCCAACGAGGGGAGCAAAUGCCUUCACUACAGGACAGUACGCUAUUGUGGCCAUGGGAGGGGGCUACCUUCAUUGGGGUCACAUAGAGAUGAUCCGUCUAACCGUCAAUCGCAAGAUGGACUCCCGGACUACAUUUGCACGCUGGCGCAUCAAUGGCCCAUAUAAGCCCGUCACGCGUAAAGGUCUGGGUCAGCGCAUGGGUGGGGGCAAGGGAGCCAUCGACCACUAUGUGACACCUGUCCGCUAUGGCCGUCUAAUUGUGGAAGUCGGAGGAAAGGUGGAGCUGGGGGAGGUUGAGCAUAUCUUGAUUGAAGUGGCAAAGAAGCUACCUUUCCCUGCCAAGGUGAUGAGCAGAGAGAGCUUAGCAGACCUACAAAAGAAGCAGGCUGAUAUGGAGGAGAACAACCAGAAUCCCUGGACCUUUAAGGAGAUAGCGCGCGGAAACAUGCUGGGUAUCAGGAAGGUGCUCAGCCCCUUUGACCUGCUCCACAAUGGACGCUUCACAGGCAAAUUUCACAACCCUAAGAGGGUGUGACGGAGCUGAGGGACAGAAAUUGACAGUGUCAUACUGAAACACCAACCAGACCACACCAUGGAGGAAGCAACCAAAAGAAAUAGCCAUAAUUGGCAAUCUUCUUUUAUUUUUCAUUUUUCAUGCAAACAUAAUUGUGAAAGAUUACAUUUUGUUGAAGGGAUAUUUCUUCUCUUUUCUGUUUCAAAAAACAAUAAACUAGAUUAUGUAUUUCA
Messenger RNA from Anoplopoma fimbria (sablefish), 1145 nucleotides. RefSeq names its product mitochondrial ribosomal protein L16 (gene mrpl16). The transcript is spliced from 5 exons. Bases 157 to 933 code for a protein of 258 amino acids. Gene Ontology annotation, molecular function: rRNA binding; structural constituent of ribosome. The record is from RefSeq and is a predicted model, not a curated record. Lineage: Eukaryota; Metazoa; Chordata; Actinopteri; Perciformes; Anoplopomatidae. Gene Ontology annotation, biological process: mitochondrial translation. Gene Ontology annotation, cellular component: mitochondrial large ribosomal subunit; ribosome.